Messenger RNA from Saccharomycopsis crataegensis, 969 nucleotides. RefSeq names its product putative dimethyladenosine transferase (gene DIM1). The coding region runs from base 1 to 969 and encodes 322 amino acids. Lineage: Eukaryota; Fungi; Ascomycota; Saccharomycetes; Ascoideales; Saccharomycopsidaceae. Gene Ontology annotation, molecular function: rRNA (adenine-N6,N6-)-dimethyltransferase activity. Gene Ontology annotation, biological process: rRNA methylation. The record is from RefSeq and is a predicted model, not a curated record. Gene Ontology annotation, cellular component: nucleolus. The transcript has a single exon.
AUGGGCAAAGCUGCUGCUACUUACAAACAAAAAUACUCUGCACAAGCGUCUGCUGGUGAACAGACCUCUGCUCAAAAAAUGAAUACGGUUUUCAAGUUCAAUACCAAUCUUGGGCAGCAUAUUUUGAAGAAUCCAAUGAUUGCCCAAGGGAUUGUUGAUAAGGCCGAAAUUAGACCAUCAGACACAAUAUUGGAAGUUGGUCCAGGUACCGGUAACUUGACUGUGAGAAUAUUGCCACAGGCACGUAAAGUCAUAGCAGUGGAAAUGGAUCCAAGAAUGGCGGCGGAAUUGACAAAAAGAGUUCGUGGGACCGCCGAAGAAAAGAAAUUGGAAAUUUUGUUGGGGGAUUGUAUCAAGACAGAUUUGCCAUAUUGUGAUGUUUGCAUAAGUAAUACUCCUUAUCAAAUUUCUUCCCCAUUGGUUUUCAAAUUGUUGAAUCAACCAAACCCUCCAAGAGUUUCGAUUCUUAUGUUUCAAAGAGAAUUCGCCUUGAGAUUGGUGGCCAGACCGGGCGAUUCAUUAUACUGUAGAUUGAGUGCAAAUGUUCAAAUGUGGGCUAAUGUUACACAUAUUAUGAAGGUGGGUAAAAAUAACUUCAGACCUCCUCCAAAAGUUGAAAGUUCGGUGGUUAGAAUCGAAGUCAAGACUCCAAGACCAAAUAUCAAAUUUGCUGAAUGGGACGGAUUGUUGAGAGUUUGCUUUUUAAGAAAAAACAAGACCAUAGCAGCGGGCUUCAAGACCUCUACAGUAUUGGAAUUAUUAGAAAAGAAUUAUAAAGCUUACGUUAGUUCAAAGGGCGGGGAUGUCGAAAUGGAUCAAGACUACAAGACCAUCGUAAAGGAAAAGAUCACUAAAGUACUACAAGAAACUGGAUUGGCAGAACAAAGAUCUAGUAAGUGUGAUCAAUUAGAGUUUUUGAAGUUGUUGUUUGGGUUCCACCAGGAAGGUUUAUAUUUUUCUCUUGAUUAA